AUGCCUGGCUCACUGUUCCCUCGCUCGGAAUCUCUAAUCCCCGAUUCGCCGCCUACCCCUGAAGUCCAAGAGCGCCGUAAAGUUGAGCAGACUCGGCCCCCUACGGAGAAGUCAGAGAAGGCGAAGGGAAAGGAGCGCGCGUGGGACACAUCAGGCGAAGUGCAGGUGCGCGGCAAAGAGCGAGAGCUGCGUGCGGCUCGCGAGGCGCAAGCUCGCGACGAGCCUGGCCGAGACGACGAGGAACGUGAAUGCGAUAAACUACGUAUACGGAUGCUGGAAGAAGAGAUCACACGGCUGCGAGCCCAGCUUGCAGCUCGGAACGAUGGUUCUAGUCAUUUACAACCACCUCCGGCUCCACCUCCACCGCCUACGGCGAAACUUUUCAAAGCCCCCAUCACGCCUACUGGUGCACGCGCAAACUCAUUCCUCGCUUCCGCCCGUGCGCACCUGAAACCAACAACACCUCCUAUUGAAGCCCCUAUCAACGCUGCAGCUGGUCGGACGCGUCGAGCAGGUCAACCCACGGUCAAUGUGCCAUCCGACAAGAUGGCUGCCUUCCUGAAAGAGAUGAAGACCGUGCGGUUGCGCAAGGUCAGCACAGGAGAGAGUGACAGUAGGGCAAUGCCACCGCCUCGAUACGUCCCUGGGGAGAGGUCAUUCAGCGCUGUCGAAAACAACAUCGGAGAAAAGCGGAAACGCGACGCUUUAUUCGUCGGUGACAUGGAUCCAGGGCCGUCAAAGAAGCGCAAUACAACGUUCAUCGUGCCAAGCACUAGCGCCGGGUCCUCCGCGUCCUCGCAGUCCUCACAAUCCUCACAGACGUCAGCGAACUCUUCACUGUUCUUCCCGCAUCCAGAUCAUGUCCCUCCGCGAGGAUGGCCUUCGGUUGCAACGACCGAGACAGACAUCACCACUCCGUCGCUGUGCUCGGACAACGAGAACGAGAACGAGAAUGAGCAAGAUGCAGAUGAUCGCCUGCCACCCACUCCACCUCACAAUCGUAUACGCCAUUCAGCGCCAGGACGCGUGGAUCAACGGAAGCCCAGCAGCUCACGCGAUGUUAUCGACGUAGAUGCAGAGUUUCCGGAGCCCAACCCAGUAUUCCAACCGCAACCGCGACCAGCUCGUCAAGAAAAGACCCCGCCCUACGUUGAUUUCCUCGCGCGUCGCCCACCGAAUUCACCCAUGCCGCCUACGCCUGUCCGAAGAGUUCCCGCCCCGGCACGCAAGCGUGCGAAACCACAACCUGCACCUAUGGUCGAUGAGGACGUGUCGGACGACUUGGGGCGACCCGGCUCGACGCCACAUCCUACACGAGAGAAACGGCCUGCGCGGAAGUCUGGCUCGAGGACUUCGUCAAGUGCAUCACGCGAAACCAGCGCGCACAGCAGUGCGAAGUCUCAAGAGGCUCCGUCGAACCGAGCACGGAGGCGCCGCACGCUUGAUGACGAGCUGCGCCGUGCGGGCGAUAGGCUCUGGGAUCCGGACGCCCUCUCGGACGACGAGUUGGCGGGGGGCGUCGAGAGCAGCGAGCUCGUCGGCGUGGGGAUGAAAAGCAAGAAGAAGGGCUUCCUCAAAGGCGGCGGGGCUGCUGGCAAGCCUGUCUUCGUGGGCGUGGGGCAUGUCCAAGGCGUCGAGGACGACGGGGACGACGAGGAUGAGGAUGACCCCCCGCCUCCUGUUCCACGGCGGAGGAAGGGGGCAAAGGCCAGGGAACGUGUCGAGUGA
Messenger RNA from Fomitopsis serialis, 1728 nucleotides. RefSeq lists its product as uncharacterized. The coding region runs from base 1 to 1728 and encodes 575 amino acids. The record is from RefSeq and is a predicted model, not a curated record. NCBI's taxonomy places the organism in Eukaryota, Fungi, Basidiomycota, Agaricomycetes, Polyporales, Fomitopsidaceae. The transcript is spliced from 4 exons.